AUUAAAGUGGUUUUAGCCCAGGGUUGCAUUUAAUCAUACAAACAGGAAGUUCUCUCAAACUCGAGUCAAGUAUUUUCUCCUCCCUCUCUUCCCCUGCGCCGCUCGUUUUCUGCUCUUCUACAACCAGUCUUUCUCUAUACCUUCCCGUUGCUUUCGUUCUUGGCCAUCGCGUCUGCAUGAGUCGUGCUCUUCAAGCUAGGUGAAGGUUCUCAUACGGGAUUCAGAAAAUGGAUGAGUCUAUGAAGCAGUUUCAGCAAAGCUUGGUUGAGCUUGAAAUUGAAGCGGAGAAACUCCUUUUAACCCGACAUCAGGUGGUUGAAAAUGAUAAAAUGAGGAAUGGGAACAGGGAAGCACUUACUGCGCUGAGAAAGAGAGCGCGGACCACGAAAACUAGUGUUCCUUCUCCUUUUGAGUCAAUGAUGAAGGAUAUUGGGCGGUCUGCAUCAAGGCCUUUGGUGAAGGAGGUAUGUGCAACCUGUGGCAACCAUAACUCAGAUGAGCGCACAUGGAUGAUGUUCCAAGGAACUGAUGUCUUUGCUAGUAUACCAUUUCAUGCUGUUCAUACCAUCUUGGAGACAGACCAAGAAAAACUUGAAUUUGAGGCUAAAAAACUACACAGCUUUGUAAAGGAGAAGUCCUUUCUGAUUUCAGAAAAAGGUGCCCUUGCUGACAAGAUUAGUCCUGGUGUGCUCAAAUCUUUGGUAACCUUAACAGACAAACCAAAAUGAUGACAUAUGCAGAAAUUUCUCUCCUGAAGACUCUGGCC
Messenger RNA from Jatropha curcas, 766 nucleotides. RefSeq names its product P53/DNA damage-regulated protein. NCBI's taxonomy places the organism in Eukaryota, Viridiplantae, Streptophyta, Magnoliopsida, Malpighiales, Euphorbiaceae. The record is from RefSeq and is a predicted model, not a curated record.